Messenger RNA from Callorhinchus milii (elephant shark), 1009 nucleotides. RefSeq names its product substance-P receptor-like. Lineage: Eukaryota; Metazoa; Chordata; Chondrichthyes; Chimaeriformes; Callorhinchidae. Gene Ontology annotation, biological process: positive regulation of flagellated sperm motility; G protein-coupled receptor signaling pathway. Bases 77 to 1009 code for a protein of 310 amino acids. The record is from RefSeq and is a predicted model, not a curated record. The transcript is spliced from 4 exons. Gene Ontology annotation, molecular function: substance P receptor activity. Gene Ontology annotation, cellular component: sperm midpiece; plasma membrane.
GAGGGUGGAGGAGUGAGUGUGAGGGAGAGGGGUGUGAGGGUAGGGGGGGUAGCGUUGGUUGGGUAGGUACCAGGGAAUGAUGGAAGGACCAGAUGAAUUUGACUUCCCCAAUGGCACGGAUAACGUGACCGAGAGCAAGUUCCACCAGCCCGACUGGCAGAUCGCGCUGUGGUCUAUUGCCUACUCCGCCAUCGUCUUUGUGGCCGUGGUCGGCAACAUUGUGGUCAUGUGGAUCAUCCUGGCCCACAAGAGGAUGCGGACGGUCACCAACUAUUUCCUGGUCAACCUGGCCUUUGCCGAAGCCUCCAUGGCCGCCUUCAACACUGUGGUGAACUUUGUGAGCGCUCUGCACAACGAGUGGUACUUUGGCCUCGUGUACUGCCGUUUCCACAACUUCUUCCCCAUCACCGCCAUGUUCGCCAGCAUCUACUCAAUGACGGCCAUCGCCCUGGACCGGUAUAUGGCCAUUAUCCACCCGCUGAAGCCCAGACUGUCGGCCACAGCCACCAAGGUGGUGAUCGGUGUGAUCUGGACGCUGGCUCUGGCUCUGGCGUUCCCCCAGUGCUAUUACUCCAUCACCGAGGAGAUGUACGGCAAGAUGGUCUGCUACGUGCAGUGGUCACCCAGGGAAGAGGAGAUAGAACCCAGCAAGACCACGUACCACGUGUGUGUGACUGUGCUGGUGUAUUUCCUGCCUCUGGCGGUCAUGGGCUUUGCCUACACUGUGGUGGGUGUCACCCUCUGGGCCGGCACCAUCCCCGGAGACUCGUCAGAGAGAUACAGGGAGCAGAUCAACGCCAAGCGCAAGGUGGUGAAGAUGAUGAUCGUGGUGGUGAGCACCUUCGCCGUGUGCUGGCUGCCGUUUCACGUCUACUUUCUCCUGGACCACUUCUACCCGGAGAUUUACGCUCAGACCUACAUCCAGCAGGUCUACCUGUUCAUCUUCUGGCUGGCCAUGAGCUCCACCAUGUACAACCCCAUCAUCUACUGCCUCCUCAACGAUCGGUGA